Messenger RNA from Diospyros lotus (date-plum), 774 nucleotides. RefSeq names its product 60S ribosomal protein L35a-1-like. Gene Ontology annotation, biological process: ribosomal large subunit biogenesis; cytoplasmic translation. Gene Ontology annotation, molecular function: structural constituent of ribosome. Gene Ontology annotation, cellular component: ribosome; cytosolic large ribosomal subunit. Bases 97 to 435 code for a protein of 112 amino acids. NCBI's taxonomy places the organism in Eukaryota, Viridiplantae, Streptophyta, Magnoliopsida, Ericales, Ebenaceae. The transcript has 5 exons. The record is from RefSeq and is a predicted model, not a curated record.
UAUAAAUACUUAUCAUCUCCUACGCUCUUGCCCAGGGUUUUUUUCUUCGCAGGUGGGCACUGGUAAUUGCUCGAGGCUCCAAAUCCUUCAUUGAAAAUGGUCAAGGGACGCCAAGGAGAGCGUAUCAGGUUAUAUGUCAGAGGAACUGUUCUCGGUUACAAGAGGUCCAAGUCGAAUCAGUAUCCAAACACGUCUUUGAUUCAGAUUGAAGGUGUGAACACGAAGGAGGAGGUAUCAUGGUAUCUAGGGAAGCGCAUGGCAUACAUCUACAAGGCCAAAGUGAAGAAGGACGGGUCGCAUUAUCGUUGCAUUUGGGGGAAAGUUACCAGGCCUCACGGCAACAGCGGCGUUGUCCGAGCCAAGUUCAAGUCCAAUCUCCCUCCCAAGUCCAUGGGAGCUAGGGUUCGGGUUUUUAUGUAUCCUAGCAACAUAUGAGGUACUACACCCAGUUCCAAAAUGUGCAGAUUGUCUUUGGUGAUUUUGGAAGGUUCCAAAUGCCAGAUUGAGAUCAUCAGUGAUUAGAGGCACCUGCAUUUUUCUUUAUAUUGGAGAUUUAUGUAGUUGAGGAUCUGUGUGUUUUCUGGAGCUAGAUGGUGCCAAGAUUUUUGUUUGUUAGUUUUGAGGGCACAAUGUUUGAAAAAAUGUGACUGGAAUUAACUCUAUUUUCAUUUAUGCAUGAAUUCUUCAAACUGCGCAGCGUGAUGGAACUAGUUUUGGACAGCUGCUGUUUGUUUCUAUCCAAUGUUGAGAAAUUAUUAUUGCUGCCUUUGUGGA